AUGCAUUCACUACAGGAGCAGCACCCAGAAGUGUAUUCUGAAUUCAUAGCUGGUAACCAUAGUAUUAGUCGCUCACAACAACCUUUUGGUCAAGUUUGGUCUGACAUGGCACUUGAGCAAUCAAUUAACUGCGACUCAAAAUCAAAAGGAGGUUUGGUUGGCAUAACCCAACAGGAUGGUGCAGUUGAUCGGUGGUUGUUGACAAGUCAUGAACGUGCAGCCAUUACAAGAUCACUUAAAGAAAUGUGCCGCGUGGAGAAUGACAAGAUAGGAACACACAAGGAAACUAGUGUUAUGCGUAUAGAGCGAGAUAAGAAGGAUGUCCAGCGGCUUGUUUCAUGUUUUACCACUGGCUUAGCAAAUAACCCAUUUGUAACUGAAGACGAGGGCAACACAGACCACACUCCGCUUAGCAAUAUUGCAACAGGAUUAGUUGUACCUAACGAAGUUGCAGAUCGCUUGGUAAAUGCGUUUCAGAUUGGAACAACUAGUAUGCACGACUUCAUCAACGCAAGGCUUGAUACUAAUAAAGUUUGUUUCUGGGACCCUCUUAAGAAGCUGAAGAUUGACACUUUUAAAGUAACUACGCGAACGAUAUCUCUAAAAGGGACUCGUGGAAAAGUCGUAACUUUGAAUGCUGACCGUGAGCUCUUCGGACGACUGCUCGUAGUUGCGAAAACAAGAGAUAUCAACCUUAAAGAGAUCCUAAGCUACGAAUUGUCCUGUGUUCCAGUCUCCCUUGUACAUCCAGAUGGGACUAUGCGAAAGACAGCCAAGAGCUUGAUGCCGAUUUUGGAGAGAAAUGUGGACUCCAUUUCUAGAUUACCUGUAUUGGAACUGCGAACAGCUGUUAUCAUCGAUGCCAUGGCAUUGAUUCAAAUGGUUAAGUCAGCAGGAGCAGCAACUUUUGGGGAGAUGGCAGGUAAAUACUUCGACAUUAUAACUCGGGUAUUAAGUCAGAACAACUGUAGCCGCUUAGACCUCGUGUUUGACCAGUACCGUGCCAUGUCUAUCAAAGCAGCAGAGCGCCAAGAAAGAGGAGAAAGUUUGUCCAUGGAGAUUAAAAUUCACAAUCAAAAUACGCCAGUUCCCAAGCAGUGGAAUAAAUUCAUAUCAAAUCCAAAGAAUAAGCAGAAUUUAGCUACAUUCUUAUGUGAGUCUCUACUUACCAUUUUGAAGACACAAUUGCACCCACGGCAGAAUGUUUUCAUAGCAGGAGGAUUCAAAGAUGGCAGAGAAACGGUUUCGUGUAUCCGCGGAAAUUCAUCCAGUGUUUCAUCUUUGUUUUCCGACCAGGACGAAGCAGACACAAGACUUCUACUGCACGCCAAACAUGCUUCAAACACUCAUCAAAGAGUUGUUGUUCAGUCCCCUGAUACAGAUGUAGCGGUGUUAUGUGUUGUUCAUUUUCAGAAUAUCAGAUGCCGUGAGCUAUGGUUCCAGACAGGACUAAAAGACAAAGCGAGAUUCAUUCCAAUUCAUUCAUUCAUUACAAUCCUCCCUUGGUCUUUUGCUCUCGAAAGCCUUGCCAGCAUACCAUGCAUGGACAGGAUGUGA
Paramuricea clavata is the source of this 1557-nucleotide messenger RNA. Lineage: Eukaryota; Metazoa; Cnidaria; Anthozoa; Malacalcyonacea; Plexauridae. The record is from the annotation of a GenBank genome assembly.